Trypanosoma grayi is the source of this 1515-nucleotide messenger RNA. RefSeq names its product retrotransposon hot spot (RHS) protein. Lineage: Eukaryota; Euglenozoa; Kinetoplastea; Trypanosomatida; Trypanosomatidae. The annotation marks the transcript as partial. The transcript has a single exon. The record is from RefSeq and is a predicted model, not a curated record.
AGGGAAGCACAGAGGGAAGCACAGAGGGAAGCUGAGCACAAACUCAAAGAGACUGGUGUGUAUUCUCUCCGACAGUGGGACGUGUAUGAUAAAAAGGAACAAGUUAACCCUUUGGUGAGAGCAGUGUUAAAUGCAGCUCUUGACGCAAUACGGAGCUAUGAGAAGAAGGAGGAGGAGGAACGCCAACGUCAACUGAGGGAAGAAGAGCAACGCCGACAGGUAGGGGAAACCCUGUCAGGCGUCUACGAGUCUGUAUUUAAUGCUACAUGGAACCAUGUGAUGAAAGUCUCUGGUGACAGCGAAGGAGUCGGAAUGGAGGUGAGGGAAGGCAGGCCGUCGAGGGAAUGGACAGACAAAGAGGUGAAAUAUUUUCCUCUUGGUGGUGCAAUAAAGGGGAAGAGCAAAAAGAGCACCAGCGCAAAGGGGGUGGCGAAAACGAAGGGACCACUUGCUGAGCUAAUUGUACUCCAUUCUGAAAAGGGUUGGCCUUAUGAUGUUUUUGAAGAGCUUGGAGAGUGUGACUGUUAUGUUACAAGGGAAAUUGUCCGCGUUUGGAUGAUUGUUGAAACGGAUAUAAAAAAUUGGCUUGUUCAAAAUGCAGGAAGAGUAAGGGCCACGUUACGCCUUUUGAUUGGGACACCUGGUAUAGGGAAGUCAAUGGGGACUGGCUCGUAUCUCCUCUACCAACUGCUGCACUAUGACAAGGAACGACUUCCAGUGGUUGCAUACUUCGUUUCAGGAAAGAUGUAUCUCUUUGACAAGGUUAGAAACCAGGUGCGUUUUUACCGAUCACAAAAGGAAGCCGAGGCAAUAAUCUCAAUGUUGUCCAAGAGUGUGAGGGGAUACAUUAUCUACGAUGUGGCAAAACAAGGAAGUGAGCCGUCGAUUGAUAUGCCUCCUACUGCUUGGGGCAUGAUUCUUUUGAGCUCUCCAAACAAGGACAACUUCAAAGGAUGGGAGAAGCGAAGAAGAGCACGGCGUACCAUAAUAGAGUGUCCCAGCAUGAGUGAACUGAAGGCGAUGUGUGUGUGGAUACACCGCGAUAAAGCAGAGAAGAAAAAACAGAAAGAAUGGAAGGUUGUGGAAGAGCGCAUAAGCAAUGUGGGACCGAUUCCCCGCUACAUUUUCUGUAGUGAAAGUGAGUACGGCGAUCGUCUUGAUGCGGUCGAUGAGGCGUUGAGCUGUAUCACGCCGUCCAAUGCCGAGUUAUACUUUGGAGUGAACAAAGAGGGUUCAUGGCAAGGCCAAGAUCCCUGCCACAAGCUUGUGGAAAUCAAGCGUGUUUCCACGGGAAGAGGGACCGAGAAAUACUACAACGAUCCACUGACAAAUCCGAUAAGGGAUAGAAUAAGGGAUCGGGUCGGCGAUGCCCUUGACACCUCUGCUCUUUUGAUGUCAUUGUUGCUUCCAUUUGAGGAGAUGGUGCCGAAGAUUAUGGAGACAUUUGCAGUUGCGGCAUUUUUGCACGAGGAGUUCGUGAAAAGAGUACACAAGAAACUCAAAGAGAUUGUUCCA